This is a messenger RNA of Macadamia integrifolia, 8828 nucleotides long. RefSeq lists its product as uncharacterized. Gene Ontology annotation, molecular function: zinc ion binding; nucleic acid binding. NCBI's taxonomy places the organism in Eukaryota, Viridiplantae, Streptophyta, Magnoliopsida, Proteales, Proteaceae. The coding region runs from base 4428 to 5600 and encodes 390 amino acids. The record is from RefSeq and is a predicted model, not a curated record. The transcript has 2 exons.
CCCCAAAAAAUCACAUAUGAAACUUGUAGUGUGGUCUACCCAUGAUAUCCCACACCAACCCAUCUUUUAAACAUACAGAAAGAGAUACAAACACCUGCCUUGGAAUGCAUUUAUUUUGUUCCGGAUUGUUGGUGAGGUGGCCAUUCGGUCUCAUCAUGGUACUACAAUAAUGGAAGUAACCGUUAUGGAAGGAAAAAUUUUGGGGCGAUUCGGCUGAUUAGAAGAGAUCUGUUGUUCAACGGAUCUAUUGGCUCUGUAAAAGGAUAACAAUAGAGGUGGAUAAAGAUGACAUAGAUGCUGGAGCCCUAAAAUUCCUUGAUCGAUCUCCUUCAUAGCUGCACUCAUCCUAGGCACAACACUGGUAUCAGAGCUGUUUAAGCAACUGAAAGCUCCCCUGUGCCCUGCUGUCGGAGGAGAAAAUAGCAGCGACGGUUAACUGCUCAUGAAGCCUUGCUUGUGGAAAUUUUUUGCUGGAUAAGGGGGAAGUCCUGACCUCGCACCCACCAUGUCUGAAACAUCAAGAUCGCUGGAGUGAUCGACGCCGUCUGGUUUCAGCAACCGAUAUAUUCACCCAUGCCCCUGUGGUCAUUUGUUCUUCUUGGAGAUCAGCAACCGCUGCCGCACUUGAAGGCUCCUUGAACCCAUCAAGGAGAUCUAGAUGCAGAGAUCAGAUCUGAGUAAACAAUGUCAUAUUCGAGAGGCGGCGACGAUAUGGACGACUUCGACGAGUACGAUCCCACCAGCGGAGGUUAUGACCUUACUCUUACCGCCCGCCGGCCGGCCCCUUCGCCUUUCCACCUUAGACCUGCUACCCGAUCUCCUCCUCCCCUUGCUUGAGCUUCCUACCGCAAAUAAUAGCUGCGUCUCCAUCACCGAGGACGCCAUCAACCAGGCCGGCAAGGCUCUCCUGCUUGACCCAAGAGACGCCGCCGCUCAUUUCCUCAUAGUCUUAGCGCUCGAUAGCCACAAGUCUUCCGCCCUCAGAUCCCUUGACGUCGGAUCACUGCUGUUGCGCCAAUGAACGUAAUGAAGUUCGCCUUCUCUGUCGUCCGCUUCUAUUACAGAUCGAUUGCUCCGUCAAUGGAAAGGAUGCCACCGCCAACGCUGGUCUACAAUUAAGCUUUUUGGUUGUUUUGCGUGCUGGACUUGGACUCAAGUGGCAUUGCGACUCUUGCCUUUGAAAGAAGAAAAGGAAGCACCAUCCCUCCGUCCUCCCGAUGCCAAUACCGAUGCCGACAGUGGUAUCGUGCCCGAUGGUAAUCGUGACUACAUUCCCAGGAUUCUAAAUACCAGAGGCGAAUUGGACAAGUUGUUCAUUGGUAGCAUUAGGAGGCCGCUAUUUGAAGAUUCCACCAUAUCCGACAUCAGUGGCGUCAGUUUCGACAGUUUUAAAUGCCUUAGGAUGGGGGAUAAAAAGGCAAGGAAUUUCUUGGACUAAUUUUUUGAUUUGUUGGACAGCAUUAGUUUGGGCAUAGGACCAAGGUACUGGGUUCUUUUUUAGCAUGAGAUACAAAGGCUUAGCAAUUUGGCUAGGGAAGAAAAUCACGAACGUAAUUUAAAUUUCCCAGGAAUCUUUGUAACUAAGAUUUAUCGAGAAUUUGAUCCGAGAAUUUGUUACCAAAAGAAAUGGCACGAUCAAUGGGGGUUAAGGUGCCUUUUUCGAUUAGAUGUCCUAGGAAAAGGACUUUGGUGAGAAAAAAUUCCUUUUUUCGUUUUGAAAGGACAAGGCCAUUGGUUUUGAUAAUUUGGUAAAAUAUUCUGAGAUGUUUGAAAUGUUGUUCCACUGAAUCUGAAAAAACUAGAACGUCAUCUAUAUAGACAAUGGUAAAUUGGCCGUAGGAAUUGAAGAUGUCAUUCAUGAUUUUUUGAAAUUCGCUAGGAGCAUUUUUUAGGCCGAAUGGCAUGACAUUCCAUUCAUAGAGGCCAAAAGGGAUUGUGAAAGCAGUUUGUAUCAGUCUUUUUCAUGAAGCUGGAUCUUCCAGAAUCCAGAUUUCAUAUCAAAUUUUGAGAAGACUUUUGCGUGGUAAAUUCUUUGUAAAAAGCCCUUUUGAUUGGGAAUGGAUAACGAAUCCAUUGGAUUGCACCAUUUAGUUCUAGGUAUGGUAUUGCACCCAUCCUAGCUCUCGCUUUCUUGCCAGAUCGAGGUACGGUAUUGCACUUAUCUUGUUCUUCCUUACCAUACAGAACCAGGAGAACGACAUUUCCCUGGAUUUUGGUUUCGAUCAAUCCUGCUCUCUACACGGUGGUAGUGAUUUUGGUUUGUUUUGACAAUUUCUUAACUUUCUGUAAUUAUUUUAUUUCUUGUUUUGCGACGGUGUAUGUACCUUUGGACUGUUGGGAGGAGUGGCUGAAGAGUGUAAGACCACGUUUGUGUCCAACUUAUCUUGGAGAUACCCUUUCACAUAACUAGAUCUAGGAUGUUACCCAAAGCUUAAGACUCGGACACUAUGAAUCGUCUUUCCCUCUCCACGUCGAUGAGAUCGGCUAGUGAGGCGAGCAGAAGUUCUAAUGUGUUCAAUUAUGAUGAACAAAUCACUGAUAUUGACCAAAGACUUCAAAAUUGGUUCGACCCAAAAAUCUCACAAAAAGAAAUUUAUCAAAAUGAUUGGCUUGCCCAUUUUGAAACUAUCAAAACAGUCGAACAAACUAUAAAUUUCACUCAAGAUACCCAUGAAAUUACCCUCUUCAACCCUCAGUCUCUCCAAGACCUCAAAACCCACAAAUUUAAUUAUGUCCAUGUUGGUUUAGUCCAAGUGGCUAUCAAGCCCCUACACCGCGAAGGCCUUAACACUUCCAUACUUUUAGCCCUUCAUGACCAAAGAUUCCUUGACUUCAAUAAUUCCCUUCUGGAAGCCAUUGAAACUAGUCUUUGCUAUGGCCUUGUCCACUUUAAUGUUUACCCAAACAUGUCCAUAGCUCUCUAAGACCCAAAUAUUCUUCAUUCCCUAAAAAUUAACCUCAAAACCCAUGGUUAUCAGAUGAUACAUGGAUCUAUCCCGAUCGCUAUCAUUCACCGUAUAAAAUUCAAAGCCAUGAAAACCAUCAAACCCAGAGUGCUUAAACAGUCUCCUAAGGGUUCUGCUCUUUACCUUGAAACUGAUUGCGUUCAAGGACAAACCAUUUACCCUAAACUUGUUUAGUGGAAAUAUAUCUCUUUCCGUGCUGAAUGGCAGCUGCAAACGACAGCUCCUCAACCUCAAAUUUUAAAUACCAACAUCCAGUCCAUCUCGCAGGACUUAGAUGGCCUAGUUACCCUUCGGUUUAAUUGAAAAAUACAUCCCCAAAUCUACCAAAGCUCUCGGAGGUCAUGUUCCAGUGCCUGGAUCUCUUCAAACUAUUUUCCUAUCAGUUCUCCUCUGAGAACUCCACCUCCUCCUCCAAACCUUUUCGGCUUAAACUCAUCUGGACAAAAUGUUAUUCAUGGUACCUAUGAGACUUUGUCCUCUGUACCAGAUCUUUCCCAAUCUGAAACAAAAUCAUCCCCAAUCUCCGACCUUUUCAGAAGUGGCUCCACAUCCUUCUGACCCUGCUGUCCUUAUGCUUCAACUUAACAACGAAUUCUAGAUCAACAAACCUUUACUUAGAACAGAUUUCGAAUCCCAAAAAAAUAACCAAAAAUGAACUUGGUUUUUCUCAACAUUUGAUCUAGACCAACAAGCCCAAAUUCGUACAAACUGGUAUAACUUUAUGGAAAAACUUAAGACAAAUAUUUACUUCUUUACCUAUUUUGAUAUUUAUGCUCAGAAUAAUAAUAUAGAUUACCCUUAGCAUAACCAAAUCUCCACUCAAGCUGCUUCACACAAAUCCUGGACCCUUAGCGUUGGUCUGACAACCCCUGCUAUCCAUCCCCUAAUGGAUAGCAUCAAGCUUAUCUUUAAAAAUACAAAAAUCACUGCUUCUCCUUUCAAAACUGCUGACCAAAACGACUCAAAUAGAAAACUAAUUGAGCAAUCAAAUUUUACAAAUUUAAGUCUUCAAACCUUAGGCAACCAACUCUCCCGAGUUGAAUGCCUUGUCCAACCUCAACCGGUGUCAUCAUUACUAACAAUCCCUCUUCCUCCUUAAUCCCUCCUUUCAAACCAUAUAUUAUAUGACAAAAGCAACAAAGUCAACUUAAUAAAUCAUUUUUACUUGAUCAAAUUAACCAUCGUCUUGCAACCUUGAUUGCUUCCGAGACACCAACACAAAAUCAAUCCACUGCCGAAUCUGCUAAUCAUCAAAUUCUCACCCUUGAUGGAUAUUCCUCAGGUUCCUCAUCUAGUUCUAACUCUGAGGUCCCCCAGGUAAAUCAAAUUGGUCAAAGUUCAACUCAACACCCAGUCUUCCCUGACCUCUAAAUCGAAGCUAGGGGAAUUGCUCCUCAAGCUUCUUACAAAAGUGGAAUCAUCUAUGAAUGGAACAUAGAUGGUAUUUCCGAACAUAAUCUCAUGAAUAAACUCCAAGAAAUGACUAUGGUUAGUAACUCUCACCGUAUCAAAAAUACUGCUGACAGUGUUGUUGCUACUUUACUCAUUUCUGGUUUUGCCGGUCAGCUUAAAGGUUGGUGGGAUUAUAUUCUCACCGAAAAUCAAAAAACUGAAAUCCUAACUGCUAUUCAAACUACCUCUGAUGGUACACCCCUUCUUGACCUCGAAGGAGAUCCAGUUGAAGAUGUUAUUAAUACCCUUAUUUUCAACAUUGUAAAUUAUUUUCUUGGUAAUCAUUCCCUGCUCAAACACCGUACCGCCAAACAACUUUCAAAUCUUAGGUGUAAAAAACUACACGAUUUCAAAUGGUACAAAGACACCUUCUUAACCAAAGUUCUUACUAGACCAGAUGCCAAUCUCUUAUGUUGGAAAGAGAAAUUUCUCACUGGUCUCCCAACCCUUUUUUCCAAAAAAAUUAAAACUCUACGCAAAGAAAAUGAUGGGAUUAUUCCCUUUGAUCAAAUGACCUAUGGUCAAAUAAUUAAUCUAAUUUAUGAAGAAGGUUUAACCUUAUGUACUGAUAUUAGAUUAAGAAAACUAAUUAACAAAGAAAAUAAGUUUUAUAAACGUGAAUUUGGAGGUUUUUACGAACAAUUUGGCUUUGCUCCUCUAAAGCCUCCUUCUAAACAUAAACACAAGUCCUCUAAAAAAUUCUUCCAAUCCAAUCAGCAUAAGUCUCACAAACCUUUUACGACUCCUGUAUUUUACCAAAAGUCCACUAAAAUUCCAAACUAUCGAAAACCCAAGAAGCCUUUCAAAACAUCCAAAAAUUUUCUACCUUCAUCUCACUCCCAAAAUUGUUUUCAUUGUGGUAAACCAGGCCAUAUUGCAAAAUAUUGCCGUAUCUCCAAACGUAUUAAUUCUUUACAAAUUUCUGAUAGAGAUAAAACCCAAAUACUUGCCCUCUUUCGAGAAACAACUUCUUCAUCAUCUUCUGAUGAACAAAACUAUAACAACAAAAAUCUCAAAUUAAACCAAGUUCAAGCCUCUGAGCAUUCGGUUUCCUGCUCCAUUGAUAAUAACAAUUUCCAAGCCUGUGCUUGUAAUUCUUGUAUUAUUGGUCUUAGCUGCAAAGAUUGUGCUCCCAAAUCUGUUCGUAUGCUUAGGGCCUCUCCCCAAACAAAUAUUUUUUAAUAUAUAGACAACUUAACAGAUCCAGAACACAAAAGAGCCUACCUUGAACACCUCAAACAAAACCUUACCUCUCAAAAUUCUCCCCAACCAUACAAUCCACAAAAAAAUUAUGCAAAAGUUUGAUAAGCUUCAACAAUCUUCCUCUCUUGACUAUUCUUCCCGUAUACAAACCUUUGAAACUACUACUGUCACAUUGUAGUAUGAAAACCAUCAAACAACAACUAUCCCUCUUAUCUCGUCCCCCAAAUCCACACGUCUCUUCUCCAAACAUUGCGUCUGUCCCAGCUGAAUCAUUCACAAAUCCCUUUUCAAAUCAAGAAAUAUCUUUUGGUUUUGUUAACACCAUUUCUAGUCAAAACAGGUAUAUCCACAUUACCCUUGUGGUAAACUCCUCUUUCAAACUCUCUACCAUUGUCCUUGUUCACUCAGGUGCCCAACUUAACUACAUCAAUGAAGGAGUAAUUCCAACCCAGUACUAUGAACGUUCUACCCAGCGGCUUACUACUGCAAACAGGUCUGGGUUAAAUGUCCAAUACAAAUUAUCUAACACCCACAUUUGUAACAAUGGGUUCUGCCUUCCCCAGACUUUUCUCCUUGCCAAAGACCUUGACCAAACUAUAAUCCUAGGACAACCUUUCCUUGGAAUGAUCAAACCUUUCAAACUUACCCAAAAAUCUAUAACUACAAAUUUCAAGGAUAAAAAAUUAUUUUUCCAUUCUUACAUGCUCAAAAUUCUAUUCCUCCGCAUACCGCUAAAACCAGACUACUAAAUUUCCUCCAAACUGAACUUGCUCACCAACAACUUUCUGAUCAAUUAUCUCAUCCCAAAACUAUCCAACAACUAAAAUAGCUUCGUUCCAAAUUUGAACAUGGACUUUGCUCUGAGGUUCCUGAUGCCUUUUGGCAUAGUAAAAAACAUUUGGUUUCUCUUCCAUAUACCAAAGAUUUCUCUGACCUUCAAAUCCCUACUAAAGCUCGACCUGCUCAAAUGAACCAAACACUUUUAGAAACUUGCAAACUAGAAAUUAAUGACCUUCUUACCAAAAAAACUUAUUAGACCCAGUACCUCCCCCUGGAGUUGUACUGCCUUUUAUAUUAACAAGGCUUCUGAAAUUGAAAGAGGCACCUCUCGAUUGGUCGUUAAUUACAAACCUCUUAACGAUGCCCUCCAAUGGAUUCGUUAUCCCAUUCCCAGCCAAAAGGACCUUUUACAAAGAAUUUACCACGCAAAAGUCUUCUUAAAAUUUGAUAUGAAAUCUGGAUUCUAGGAAAUCCAGCUUCAUGAAAAAGACCGAUACAAAACUGCAUUAACAACCCCUUUUGGCCUCUAUGAAUGGAAUGUCAUGCCAUUCGGCCUCAAAAAUGCUCCUAGUGAAUUUCAAAAAAUCAUGAGCAACAUCUUCAAUUCCUACGACCAAUUUACCAUUGUCUAUAUAGAUGGCAUUCUAGUUUUUUCAGAUUCGGUGGAACAACAUUUCAAACAUCUCAUAAUAUUUUACCAAAUUAUCAAAACCAAUGGAAUUUUUUCUCACCAAAGUCUGUUUCCUAGGACAUCUAAUCAAAAAAGGCACCUUAACCCCCAUUGAUCCUGCCAUUUUUUUUGGUAACAAAUUCCCCGAUCAAAUUCUCGAUAAAUCCCAGUUACAAAGAUUCCUGGGAAGUUUAAAUUACGUUCGUGAUUUUCUUCCCCAAAUUAGCCAAAUUGCUAAAGCCUUUGUAUCUUAGGCUUAAGAAGAACCCGGUACCUUGGUCCUCUGCCCAAACUAAUGCUAUCCAACAAAUCAAAAAAUUAGCCUAAGAAAUUCCUUGCCUUUUUAUCCCCCAUCUUGAGGCAUUUAAAAUUGUCGAAACUGACGCCUCUGAUGUCGGAUAUGGCGGCAUCCUCAAACAGCGGCCUUCUAAUGCUACCAACGAACAACUUGUCCAAUUCGCCUCUGGUAUUUGGAAUCCCGCACAAAAGAACUAUAGUACUAUCAAAAAGAAAAUUUUAUCUAUAGUCCUCUGCAUUCAAAAAUUUCAAAAUGCAUUAUUAAGCAAACCAUUUUUUGUUCUUGUCGACUGUAGUGCUACAAAAUUUGUCUUACAAAAUAAUAUUUCAAAUCUUGCCUCAAAGCAAAUUUUUUCUUGCUGGCAAGCUUUACUUUCUAUUUUUGAAUUUCAAAUUGAAUAUAUUAAAGGAGAAUCAAAUUCAGUCCCUGACUUUCUUACUCGUGAAUUCCUACAGAGCCAAACUCCAAAACUAAACGUUAUUAAAAUGGCUCCUCCCAAAGAAUCCACGGCCUCUAAUUCCCAGGUUCGUUCCAAAUCCAGCUAUGACACCUCUGCUCCCCAAAAUCAAACGGUUACCCAAACAUCUCACCUGACUUCCUCAAACCUUCCUUAUUCCCAUGCCGUUAUCCUCUCUUCGGCCCCUACAAACCUAGUUCUAGCCUCCAAACCACCCAAGUAAAACCACUUCAAACGGCCCACGGGAAGCUCAAAAGCCAAUAUUUUGAAAAGCCUCUCAAAGAAGAUCUCUUUACUAUCGAAGAUGUCCUCCAAAAUUAUGUUGAGUCUCCCUCAACAUUGCUCAAAGAAUCUUCUUCCAAGGAUGGCAUUUUUAUUGUCCUUCCAUAGCAAAAAUCGAAGAAUUCUACGAAUACAUUCUCGUAGACACUAACUCCGUCAGACUCAAACUCUACUUUGACAAAAAUUAUCUAUCUUUGGUUACACACACAACUGCAGCCAUCUGCAAACUUCUUUCCCUCAAAGAUUGGAAUAACCACCCCCUCACAUCAAAAAAACUUCUCAAAUACCUAUACUCCUAUAGGUUACACCUAUUAUGACUACCAGGAGGCAUGAUACAAAGCCUUCCUUUUUCAAAACAAGACCUACCGGCAUUCCUAGUUUUUCUAUUUUGAUUACAUAUUUAAUAACCAAACUCCUCUCUGGUUUGCCCGGUGUUGGGAUCAAUAUGGCCAUAUGGUCGAUAUUCUUCCUUCCCAACUUCACGAACCACUCCAAAUCUUCUGCCAACACUCACAACCAUAACCUCACCAACCUGAUCUCCUGCGAUUUUUUCUCCACUGCCGCCUGGCCUGGAUCCUUUUCUGAGAUUAUGAGAUCACUGACUUCUAAACCCAAGAUUGGGUUGCCCCAAUUCUCUCUCGCGUCUUUUAUGUCAAAUGGUGGAAUAUCCAAAAGCCUCACUGGCCUUAAACCUGUUUCGACCCUCCCGGCCUCGUCAAA